This is a messenger RNA of Pongo pygmaeus (Bornean orangutan), 7540 nucleotides long. It is a transcript of the gene TRABD2B, whose product is annotated as TraB domain containing 2B. Bases 598 to 2151 code for a protein of 517 amino acids. Gene Ontology annotation, biological process: negative regulation of Wnt signaling pathway. Gene Ontology annotation, cellular component: plasma membrane; organelle membrane. Gene Ontology annotation, molecular function: metalloendopeptidase activity; Wnt-protein binding. The record is from RefSeq and is a predicted model, not a curated record. Lineage: Eukaryota; Metazoa; Chordata; Mammalia; Primates; Hominidae. The transcript has 7 exons.
CUCUCUCCCUCCCUCCCGGCCGCGGAGCAGCAUGGCGGAGCCCGGGCAGCGGCCGCGCGGCCGCCCGCCGCCCCUCUGAGCCGGGCUUGGGGGCAGCCGGUCGCCCUAGAGCCGCCCCCCACCCCUGCCGCGCCCUCCGCCGCACUUGUCCCACUGCGCGCUUCCUGGAGCGCCGCGCACCCCUGGGACCCUUGCGUGCCCCGGGUGCCCAGCAUAACCCCGGGACCCUAGCGCACUCCGGGUUCUCGGUUCUGCCCCAGGAACCCCGCGCGCCCCUGGACCCCGACGCAGCUCCGGGACCCCGCGCGCCCCCGGACCCCAACACGCCCUCAGCACCCAGGGGCUCGGCCAGCGAGGUUGAGCGCCCGAGGGAGGGGCCCAGCCCUAGAGGGUCCCCCCUCUUCCAACAGACGGAGCCCCGCCCCAGAGAAACCCCCAGGUCCGACAGGGACGGUCAGCCACGCCCCAGAGGGCGCCCAGCAUCCUGCGGCUGGAGCCCCGUGCUCCAGAGGAAACUCCGUGCCCAACUGGGGGCUCUCCGCCCCGCUGAGGGGCGCCGCCCAGGAGGGUCCCCCGCGCCCUGCGGGCCCCGGCAGGAUGCACGCCGCCCUGGCGGGGCCGCUGCUCGCCGCCCUCCUCGCCACCGCUCGCGCCCGCCCGCAGCCCCCGGACGGAGGACAGUGCCGGCCGCCCGGAUCGCAGAGGGACUUGAACUCCUUCCUGUGGACGAUUCGGCGUGAUCCUCCGGCCUACCUGUUUGGCACUAUCCACGUCCCCUACACCCGCGUCUGGGACUUCAUCCCGGACAACUCCAAGGCAGCCUUUCAGGCUAGCGCCCAUGUCUACUUUGAGCUGGACCUGACAGACCCCUACACCAUCUCGGCCCUGGCCAGCUGCCAGCUGCUGCCGCACGGGGAAAACCUGCAGGACGUGCUGCCCCACGAGCUUUACUGGCGCUUGAAGCGCCACCUGGACUACGUGAAGUUGAUGAUGCCCUCCUGGAUGACGCCUGCUCAGCGGGGCAAGGGGCUCUAUGCUGACUACCUAUUCAAUGCCAUCGCGGGCAACUGGGAGCGCAAGAGGCCCGUCUGGGUGAUGCUCAUGGUGAACUCGCUCACAGAGAGGGAUGUGCGCUUCCGCGGCGUGCCCGUGCUCGACCUCUACCUGGCCCAGCAGGCUGAGAAGAUGAAGAAGAUCACAGGGGCUGUGGAGCAGGUGGAAGAGCAGUGCCAUCCCCUCAACAAUGGGCUCAACUUCUCCCAGGUGCUGUUUGCCCUGAACCAAACCCUGCUGCAGCAGGAGAGUGUGCGGGCCGGGAGCCUGCAAGCCUCCUACACCACGGAGGACCUCAUCAAGCACUACAACUGCGGAGACCUCAGCACAGUCAUCUUCAACCAUGACACAUCCCAGCUGCCCAACUUUAUCAACACCACCCUCCCGCCACACGAGCAGGUGACGGCCCAGGAGAUUGACAGCUACUUCCGCCAGGAGCUCAUCUACAAGAGGAAUGAGCGCAUGGGGAAGAGGGUCAUGGCGCUUCUACGGGAGAACGAGGACAAGAUCUGCUUCUUUGCCUUCGGAGCAGGUCACUUUCUGGGGAACAACACAGUCAUCGACAUCCUGCGGCAGGCAGGGCUGGAGGUGGACCACACACCUGCCGGGCAGGCCAUACACAGCCCUGCCCCCCAGAGCCCAGCGCCCUCUCCUGAGGGGACCUCGACGAGCCCGGCCCCAGUGACCCCAGCUGCCGCUGUCCCCGAAGCACCCUCCGUGACCCCCACCGCCCCACCUGAGGAUGAGGAUCCAGCCCUGUCGCCACACCUCCUGCUCCCCGACAGCCUCAGCCAGCUGGAGGAGUUUGGCCGGCAGAGGAAGUGGCACAAGAGGCAGAGCACACAUCAGCGGCCACGGCAGUUCAAUGACCUCUGGGUCCGCAUCGAGGACAGCACCACCGCCUCGCCGCCCCCGCUGCCCCUGCAGCCCACCCACAGCUCGGGGACCGCCAAGCCCCUCUUCCAGCUCUCAGACCAGCUACAACAGCAGGACCCACCAGGGCCCGCCAGCAGCUCGGCACCCACCCUGGGCCUCCUCCCCGCCGUCGCCACCACCAUCGCUGUCUGCUUCCUGCUGCAUACCCUUGGGCCCUCCUGACCUCGGCCACCCCAAGUGGAGAAGCCAGAGAAAUGACACAGGGGUCUUCGGCCACACCCCACUGCUCCUGCCACCACCUCCAGGGGUGCCCAACACAUCGAGGGCAGUCCAGAUGGGAUUGGCUAGACACUCUAGAGCUUUACUCUACCCAAGUUACAUCUUCUUUUUUGUAGAAGGAUCUUAAUUUCCCAUAGUGCUAUGGGGCUCUUUUGUAAAAUACAUGUCCAUAUUAAAAGAGAAAAAUGUAUUUAUUCUACCGAUAAAACUAUUUUUAUGUGGCCUAUGUUAUAACCCCCUAGCCCUAGUGCUGGCCCGGGAGGGGAACCCGGGACAUCAGUGACCUCCUGUGGACUGUGGCUCUGGACUGGCUUGCUCUUGGAUCACCGAAGCCUCCUGGGUCUGGGUUUGGCUUCUCUGACUGUGGGGCCCUCAGCAGGAGGGGCAGGCAGACAGGCUUAGCCUUUGUGAAGCUGGAUUUGGGAGCCAGAGGUGUGAACGCUGGCCAUCCUCCCCUCCGCUGGAUGCACCUGCGGCCUGGGAAGACAAUUUAGGAAAGAGAAUGCUGCUAUUUUGAAACCCCUGAGUGUCUAUGAACUGGCCCUCCAGAGCUCUUGGUAAGUGUUUUCAACCAAAGUGCUGGGAUGGGGUGGGAGGUGGGAUACUGGUGCUGAGAAAAGCAGUCCCCACCCCACAGAACAGAUGAAUAAACUGAGAUCCAGAGAGAACCAGGUGGGUAGCCCAAGGUCACAUGGCAAGUGGGAGAGCAAGGACAUAAAUCCAGACCUCUCUGUUCUGGUGUCAUGAAUCCAGCUUGGGUUAAAGGAGAGGCUGUUGAAGUCCUGGCUAAAUGGAUUGAGCUGGGCCGAGGGACUGCAGUGGGCACAGGAGGGCAGUUUUAGAGACAGGGGCUUAGGCCUCACAUGAUGUUAAUAGUAAUGAGAGCUGCCAUUUGUCCAAAGCCUGCAGCGUGGCAAGCACUUUGCACACUUGCUUCACUGAUCCUUGCGCUAGUUCUGUGAGAUGUGACUAUCCCCAUUUCACAGAUGAGGAAACUGAGCCCCCCAAAGAGGUGAAGGGACUUGCUGAAGAUCCCCCAGCCAGGAUGUGGCCCCAGAUCAGUGUGAUGCAAAACAAUUCCUGCCUCCUGCUCCCUGUUCUGCCGCGUUCUCUCUGCCAGGGAAGCUCCAAGGGAGGCAGAUCUCACCCAAACUGGGGCCAGCACAAGCUUUCAGUCCACCAAGUAACCUUUUGGCCGGCUGGUUAUGUUGACCCCUCUGGCCAAAGGGCUCUGGCAACUGCAUGUGCCACGUGUCGCAUAUCCUGACUUGCCAGAUCUUGGAGCCCAUGAGAAGCUUUCCUGCCAAAUCAAAGGCUGAGAGGUGGGCACAGCUGUGGGGCACCUGGGGAGGCACAGCAGCCAAGUGGGGAGGCAGGUGACAGGGACUCUGAGAGACUUUAGCCCCUUGGCUCCUCAAGGUGGUGGUUGAGGAGACAGAGGACCCAGGUGGGCUAACUCCCAGGCUGAAACCCCACGGGGCAGGUGCCUCAGUAAUUACAGAGUUCUGGAACCUGACAGCAGAAAGGACCCUUCACUUGAUGGAUAAUAGUAACAGUAGGAGGAAUAAUAAGGCCCACAGAGAGGAGAUACUUCUCCAAGACUGCACAGCCGGGUGGGCCUGCUGACUCCCAGCCCAGUACACCCCAACUUUACAGCUUCGUGGGUUUCCCUGGCAGGCUUGAUGGCAGCUAAUUGGCCCCAGUGCCAUCUUGCCCAGCUUGGCAGCUCUCUCCCUUCUGAGAUGGCAAGUUCUGGGCAGCUCAUGGGAUGGUCAGGAGUCCCACGGGCAUCUUGGCAGGCAGCUGAAUUCUUUACAGCUCAGCCCUGAUGGACGUGUUUGAGCUUGAGACCUGGCAGGAGACUGGAGCUCUGCCUUAGAGGGCCCAGCCAGCCCCGUGGGCACCAUGCUCUAAACUGAACUUGACCUCAGUCCAGGCUGGAGUUGGUUUAUCCUUGGCAAAAAUGUGACUUCCUAUUUCUGAGCGGGAAGGGGCUUAGCUGACUUAUAAAGCAGGCUCAGAAGUUGGACAUCAAACGGAUCGUGCAGAGCACUAUUUGGAUGAGAUAAGUGUAAAGGAAUUAGAAGCACACAGGCCAGAUUCCUCUCUGUUUGGGGCAGAGUAUGGCAUGAGAUGUAUUGAGAUGGAGCUUGAGGUUAAUUAAAGAUGAAGCAUUUGGGUAAACAGUCCAGACACCUGACCAUGUGCCCAGAUCUGUGCCAGGCACUGAGCCAAGAAGGUAAAUUAAUGCAGCGUGUAAUUAUUGAGUACACGCAAUGCCAGACUCUGUAGUGGAGCUGAAUCUAACCACUCUCCUUGGCCCAGAGGAACUCAUUAUCAAGAUGGGACAAGCAGCACAAUGCUAGGUUAUGUCGUCCUGGCCCCUAACUUCAGGAAGAUUCAGCCCUAGUCUUUCCCAGAUCCCUCCUCUGGGCAUAUUAGGGGAUCCUAAACUCUUCCUUACCCUAAUUCAAGUGUUUAAAGAAAGAUGGCUGGACUAACUGAUGGAGUAGACAUGUACCUACAGGAGAGCAAGAGCCAAUGUGGUCAGACAUCUGGUGCCAAAGUUUGCUGAUCCCUGAGGACCACCAGCUGGCCAGGGUCUGAAAUGAACUCAACUUGCUGACUUAUGACCCAAAAGACUUGAGGCACAUAUGCAGGAAUCUGCAUGGCUGGGGCACUUGAAGUCUCUCAUCCUGAGCCAGAGAACCACCAUUCCAUAAGCAGCCACCCACACCUUUGACACGAUCUAUCCACCACUUACUGACAUUUCUUCCACAAAUGUUCUUUGUGCCUAGCCUCAUAAAAUGCUCCUGUUCCUCUGAGAUAUUUGUGUGCACUUCUUAGACUUUUCUGUUGACUGUGAGGCAGGCAGGAAAGAUGAAAGGCCUGAGACCCAGCAGGUGAAGUGAUCUGCUUAAGGUCGGGCAGCAUGUUAGUGUGGCCCUGGGUCCUCUACCUCUCACGAAAGCUGACUGUGUGAUGAAGGGCUCUCUGGGGCAUGUCAGAAUGGCCAUGUCUCCAGGUCUUCCUCCAGUGGUGGGUCUGAUGCACUAGUAGCCAGAUGAAGACAGGGAGAGCCCUGUCAUCCACAGUGGAGGGAGAAGAAUCAGGCUGCCAGGGAGCUGCAAAGGGCUGCUGAGGGCGCCUCCAGCCCUGAGAGUCAAAGAUCUGGGAUCUAGGAAGCAUGGAACCUUGUGCUGGCUAUGAACAAAUUUGUCCUUGCAUUGAAAGACCCUAAGCAUAUUUUCUUUGUGCUAAAUACUGUGUUAUCUACAACUUCCUGGCCUCGGCUAGACCUGGGCAAGCCUAGGUGCUCAGGCCCCUUGUCCCACUUGCCUAAUCUCCAGCCCAGGGCUAUUGUCACAGUGGAUCCCAAAUAGGAGGGAAAGUCCUUCUACCAAAAGGAAAGUCUAUUGAAAAUGCUGUGAAGGACAAGAGAAGUUCUCCAGGGAAUUGCAGCUUUGAUGGCAUCCUGUGUGGCAGACAGCAGAAUUGGGGCUGGUGAUAGUUUUUCAGUGACUGUGAGAUAAGAACCAAAGUCCUCAGCCUCACCCAUGAAGGGUCCUCUAGACCCUUCAUGACCCAACCCUGCUGACCAGCCACGUCUCUUAUGUCUCUUACCCUGUGCCUGGCCAGCGUGAUGUGCGGUCAUCUCUAGAAUAGACAGGAUGUUUCACACAUGCUGCUCCCUACCCCUGGAAACUCCCUUCUCUCCCCUGUAACUGCUCAUCCAUUGAGGAUCAACACAGAUAGCACCUCCUCCAGGAAGCCCCCUCUCAUUCCUUUGUGCUUGCUUAGCAUCUAUCACAAUACCCACUGCCCAGUGUUGUGACUGUCUAGUUGUGUAUCUGCUCCUCUCUUGGACUGUGAGCAGCUUAAUGUCAGGGGUCAUGUAAAUUUGUUUUUGUAUCCUCAUCUGACACAAAGGUGGUGCUCAACAGAUGUGUAGAGAGAGAAAGAGGAAGAGAAGGAAGCAGAAAGAAGGGAAGGAAGAAAGGAAUGAAGGCAGAAAAGAAGGACAGAGGCAGACCUUAGUUCCGCCAGUGGAAUAAUUUCCACCAAGCCAAAGCUGUCUGGGGAUGGCCCGGAGCCCCCGAGGGUGGCAAGUUUCCCAUCAGGAGAGGUGUUUGAGCAGGGGCAGUGUGCCUACUGGCUGAAGAAGUGGUAGGAGAGUUGACAUCUUGGCAAGGGCCUGGUGUAGAUGACAUUGAGGGUCCCUCCUGGCUCUGCAAUGAUCAGGUUCUGUGAACAUUGUUAUUUUUCCAGAAAUUCAUCUGAGCAGCCAAAAAAAAUCACCCCGCUGGCUGUCUAAACCAGUAAGGUUCGGGAAUAAGUCCAGCCUCCCCACUCUACCCACAACCACCACCACCCCUCACAGCGCCCCCUUCAACGACCCAGCUGGGCUUGCCUGCUGCCCUUGGGUGGGGGAACUUCUGAAAGGUGGAGGAGGAGUGAACUGGAACCCAGGCCCGCAGCCCAGCCCAGAGCUCCUUCCCGCUCUGCCCCACUCCCUGACCCCAGGGGAGGAAAGAAAGGGUUCACGAGAACUGAUUGACCCCCUACUUGGCUCUUUCCAGGGAGCAUCGGCUAUCCUCACCCUUUCUCCAGGUAGGAGCUGGGCUCUUCCUUUCCGGAGAUACUCUGGAUACUCCUUCACUUUGCUGGAUGACCUUGGGCAAGUUCCUGUCCCUCUCUGAGCCUUCACUUCCUCAUCUGUCAAAUGAAGACUUUGUUUCCUGCCUGGGCGGUUCUAGGGCUGGAGGGCAGGGGUGACAUGGACAAUCUUGGGCCUCCAUGGAGAUGAGGUGCUUGGCUUUCUUCCCAGGACCCACAGGCUGCCAUGGGAUUGAAAGCAUGUGGAGGUGGGAAAGGUGACAGAGUGGCAUGCCUCGAAGGCCCCCUUCAUCCCAGUCCUGCUGUGGGGAAAGUGGGCUUUGAACAGGAUCCAAGUCUAAGAUGUUUCCGGUGAGCUGCCAGGGACAAAGGGCUCUCAAACAUCUUGGGUCCCCAGUGGCUGGGGUGGGCAGGGGCUGAUUCAGCCAAAGGAGGCUCUAGCCCAGAACAGAGGAAGCCGGAGCCCCUGCGCCAUUCCUGAGCCUCACAGAGCUUGUCCCCAAGUUGAUUCACUGUGCAACACAGGCUUCAGAUUCAUGUAUUUGAAAGGUAUUCAUGAUGUUGUUCUCUUAUCACCUCUGCCCCUCACCUCUGUGAAUUAUCAUGAAGAGUCCUUUAAGAGUAUAAUAGAAGACAAAGAAAGAUGCUAUUAAUGUUAUUUUGCCAAAAAUAUUUUUGUAGCAUAAUAUAUUAAUAAAAGAUAUUAUGAAUCCAA